Sporothrix brasiliensis 5110 is the source of this 1890-nucleotide messenger RNA. RefSeq lists its product as uncharacterized. NCBI's taxonomy places the organism in Eukaryota, Fungi, Ascomycota, Sordariomycetes, Ophiostomatales, Ophiostomataceae. The coding region runs from base 1 to 1890 and encodes 629 amino acids. The transcript has a single exon. Gene Ontology annotation, molecular function: DNA-binding transcription factor activity, RNA polymerase II-specific; zinc ion binding. Gene Ontology annotation, biological process: regulation of DNA-templated transcription. The record is from RefSeq and is a predicted model, not a curated record.
AUGCCGGCCAAGCAGAGGACGUCCAGUGUCUCGACCAUCCCCGGCGAGCCACCACGUCCGCGGGGCAAACCGCGUGGCCGUCGCCGUGAUCGCGACUGCGUGACCUGCAAGACUCGCGGCCUCAAGUGCGACCUCAAUCGCCCACAAUGUCUGCCCUGCGUGCAGGCAGGGCUGGCCUGUGGCGGCUACCCGAUGCGUGUCGUGUGGCUGGAGGAGCGGCAGCGGCCGACGUCCGCGGCGUCGUCCAACAAAGUGACCAAGCCGUCACGGGCAUCGACAUUGACGGCGCCGUCGACGCCGACACCGAAGUCGACAUUACCGGCCGCAGCACGGGCAAGCAAAUUGACGAUUGCAGCACCAGCACCACCACCAGAACCAGCACCAACGUCAGCACCUCCCAUCUCCUCCUCGCCAACCUUCAGUCUCCCCACCGCACAGCCCUCCUCGCCACAACCCAACAACAUGCUCCCCAUGUCGCCGGCAUCGUCGACCAUGUCUGCCGUCUCGUCACUGCUCAUCGAAAAGACGUGGAGCGAGACCGACCAGAACAGUCUCAUCAUGCGCCUGGCCGCAUUGUGCAACCACGUCCUGACAACAGCAGCACAUGCCCUGGCUACAGGGUCCGCCGACGAGAAUGUCAAUGCCAACACGCACCACCAUGCACACGCACGUCACGCAUCCCACAGCGACGGCCAGGCCAGCAUACCACAUGCAGAACCGGCAACUGCCGCCGCAACAGCCUUACCCUCCACGACCAUUGCCGCCUCCGCCGCAUCAGCCUCAGCCUCGUCUUCCUCCUACCACACGUCUUCUCUUGCGCGGGGAACCAACCACUACCUUUCCUUACCCGAAACCACGGGCCUGCUGUCCGAUCUGUGCGUCUUUAUCCAGGCACGCCUCGAGGGCCGCAGCCCGGCCCCGCGCCAGCAGCCGCUCGAUUCCCUGGAGAUGGUCAAGUACCGCCUCGCCGCCCUCGCCCACAUCAACCGUGCCAUUGCCGCCGCCAACCCCUUUGCCUUUCUGGGCAUUGCUACCUUUGCCGUCUUUGAGGUCUGUGACGACACGGCCUUUGGCGAGUGGCAACGCCACUUGUAUGGCGCACGCCACCUGCUGGACUACCACCACUGCCGGACCCUGGCCGACCUGCACCGGCUGGCAGCCAUGGUCCCGGGCCUGAUGGACAUUUUGGCGCGCCUGGUGUGGUUUGACGUCAGCGGUGCCGUGGUGCAGAGGGCCGUGGGUGGGCCUGUGGAGGCCGUGACCAACAGGGAGGCAGACGACGGUGUUUUGUGUCCCACGCGGCCUGGACUCAUAUUUGACGACUGGCACCGCCAAGUGCUCUUGGACGACGAGUUCUUUGCGACCGUUGGCGUCCCGGCCGACGCCUGCGCGCUGUAUGUUGAUGUCGCCAAAGGCCGUCUGGUCCGCCGCCCUGUCCAAGCGUGUCUGCGCGCUGCCGAGCAGAUCCUGCGCGUGGCCGCCGACCCUGGUCUCAGCGAAUGGGACCUCUCUGCCAAUGUGAGCCGGUGCGCCGCCGCACUGGCUGCGCUCAGCCAGGCCCAGGCCGCACACAGAGAGAUGGGGCACGAGGACGACGAUGCCAUGGCCGAAGACGUGUCGACGUGGGAGUCGACCACCACCGCUGCUGUUGACAAGCUGUGCGCGUCGCUUGCGGCCACACCGGCAUCGUCUCGUUUCUACAUUCACCUGGCUGCCGGUGCGUACGUGGGCGGCAUGCAGGUGCGAACACGUGCGCACUGUGCCGUCAUCAAGCAGUACUGGCUCAACUGCAACGUGUGUGGCAUCUCGCGCUACCCCGGUGGCCUGGCGCUAUGCGAAGAUCACUGGCGCCGGAUCGGGCUGCUCUGUGAGGAGGAUGACGAGACAUGA